This is a messenger RNA of Gadus chalcogrammus (walleye pollock), 3060 nucleotides long. Its product is annotated as proline-rich protein 36-like. Bases 193 to 2664 code for a protein of 823 amino acids. The record is from RefSeq and is a predicted model, not a curated record. The transcript has 9 exons. NCBI's taxonomy places the organism in Eukaryota, Metazoa, Chordata, Actinopteri, Gadiformes, Gadidae.
CGGCACGUUCUCACGCUCCUCUCUGCAGGGGGGGGGGGGGGGGGGGAACAAGGCGAGGUCUGUGGGUCUAGCCGCUUGGCCCCUCCCACUCCAGCCAGGCAUUACAGACUGCCGGUCCUCCACACAUAGCAACGCCGCCUCGGCAACAGAGCCCCGGCAACGAGCUCCACGGCAACAGUGCCGUGCUCCGCGAUGGAGCUGCCAUUGGGCGGACCCUCGCUGAGGCACUACACCCAGAGCCGACCCAGACCCCACCGGCAGAAGCCAAACCACCGGCCCGCCCGACAGCAGGAGCCGAUCCUAGAGAGUGAGAACGAGGGCCUGGACCACAUGGGGAGGGUGGAUGAAGGGGUGGAGGAGUUCUUCACCAAGCGGGUUCUGCCCGCUGACUCUCUGAAAAUCGACGAUGAGAUCUCGCCGGCGAUCGUUCCAGAGUCGCUCUCCGCCAGCACGGCCUCGUGCCCCCCCCCCACCCGAACCCUGAGGAGGAAGCUUGGGGACUUCUUCACCCUGAGGAAGAGGCGCGGCCUGAAGACAGAGCCCAGCCAGGAGGGCCGCUCCAAGAAGGCGUCCAUCGCCGACCUCAUCCGGCCGCUCCGAGAGGCGGCGCGGGCCGACAAGAGCAAGAAGGAGCAGGACAGAGACCACGACAAGGAGAACGACAAGGAGAGGCAGAAGGACAAGGCGGACGGGGCCGGAGACAAGGUGGUGGAGGAGGCCCCUGUGGCCCUGCGGAGCGACGCAGCGCCCCCCCGACGCGCCCUCAGAGAGGGGAAGUCCCAGUCGCUUAUCCUGCUGUCGGGAUCGGCAGCGCCGGGGACUGGAAGCACCAGACAAGCCAAGAAAAGCCUCGAUGGUCAGCACAGCUUUGAACAGAAACUGAGUCUCAUGCUGCAACGCAUCGGAGUGACCAAAUCCCAGCCAGCAGAGGAACAGAGUCCGGAGGGAGAGAUGAAGAAGGCCGACUCUGAAGGAACUAUAAUUGACAACAAACCCGAGCCCCCGCCCACUGCCUCCAAACCCCGGACCAUGUCCACCUCCUCAGACACCAGGCAUCAGAUCCGUCAGAGCGCGUCGGCGCACGAGGCGGCGGGGAAGCCGGCGCUGCCCCCCAAACCGACCCUCCGGACUGCGGCCCCCCCGGCGCCGCCGUCCGGCCGCAGCACCCCGGAGAACGAGCUCGCCCACAUAAAGGAGGCUGACGCCCGUCCCCCAGACCCCCCCGUCUCCACCGCCGUCUCCGCCCCCGUAGACCCCCCAACCCCCACCGCCCCGGCCGCGGCCAUCGCUCCCUCCGAUACUCUGGAGCUACGUCAGAUAGAGGCCACGAUUCCGAUAGAGGCCACACCUCCGAUAGAGGCCACACCUCAGAUAGAGCUCAUCGCUCCGGUAGAGGCUACUCAUCCAAUAGAGGCCAGCCCUCUAAAAGAGGCCACAGCUCCAAAAGAGGCUACUCCUCCGAGAGAGGCCACGCCUCCGGUAGAGGCCACACCUCCGAUAGAGGCCAUGCCUCCGGUAGAGGCCACACCUCCGGUAGAGGCCACACCUCUGAUAGAGGCCACACCUCUGAUAGAGGCCACGCCUCUGAUAGAGGCCACGCCUUCGGUAGAGGUCACAGCUCCAGUAGAGGCCAAGCAUCCUAUAGAGGCCACACCUCCAAAAGAGGCCCCGCCUCCAAUAGAGGACACUCCUCCGAUAGAGGCCUCGCCCCCGGGGCUCCUUGAUGGCAGCGCUGUGGUCGCUACACCGGAUCCGUCUUCAGACGCCACCACUGUGGACACGGUCUCCGCGGGAACCUUCCAGAACGCAGCGGGACCCCCCCCCACACAUUCCCCCCGUACCGUGAACCACCCGCACCCCGUCCGCACCACAGAUAUCUCCACCAGCUCUGAGACUCCGGCUCCAUCCAUAGCGACUCCGGUUCAGGGUUUGGCCAACACGUCUUCUGUCUGUAAGACGCCUGUGGAGGCGGACCCCCCCCCUAGCGCCGGAUCAACGGCGUCGUCCUGCGUGGAGGCCACGCCUCCUACCGCUAAUGUCACCAGCCUGGUGUCUACUGACAGCGCUCACUCUAUUGUAGCAUCUCCAAACAUUCAGCCAGGCCCCCCCCUCCCCUCUGACACCAACCAGACCUCCUGCCCCGAGUUCUCCACCUCAGGGGCCCCCAACACAUCCAUCCCUCCCUCCACCUCCACCUCAGGGGCCCCCGACACAUCCACCCCUCCCUCCACCUCCACCUCUCAAUCAGAACAGCCAGCUUCAGUUAACCUUCGUGUCACAAACCGCCCCGGUGCAACAGGACUGAGCAGUAUCAACACUGAGUAUACAGAGGUUCCCUCUGUUACCAUGACAACGGCAGCUUCCCGUCCGGAUUCCACCAGUCCAACAAAUCACUGUCGAGCCGAGGUUAACAAUGUGCAAACACCGCCGGAGGAAAAGCCCCGGCAUGAAUCACCGACAAAGGAGAAAGCGACAGAUGAUGAUGUAGACCGCAAUGUUCAAAGGAGCAAGCAAGAGGAGAGGAAUGGAGACAGCCAGGAGGAGAGCACUACCAAGCACCCAGAGGUGGAGCGAGGAGAGGCCCAGCAGGUCCGAGCAGAAGAGAGGGAGGACCAUCUAGUUCCAGACAAUAGCACUGUGGUUACAGACCCAGAGACGGCCUAGGCUCAGAGAGACGACCGGAAGAAAAGGAACAGGGGAGACCAGAGGCUGAAGCUCAACCAGAUGAAACCAGUUCCAUCCAUGAAAAAUAAGUUCCUAAAGAGAGGCCUACAAUAACAAUAGCAUCCACGUGGGACCAACUACUGUGAGGAGGAAGGAGAGCCAGCAGUAGGGAGUUAUGAGGAGGGGCACACGAGUCAUGGGACCAAAGAACAGCCCUCCCAUUGGAUGAGAUGAUCCAGCAGCGACUUUGUCUGUUUUUUGUUGAUGUUUUUUUUUUUAUGGAUAUGAUUGAAUAUUGAACUGCACGUAUAAAAUGUACUGUAUGAGAAGAACUGUGGUAAAAAAUAUGUUUACAAUAGAUGGAUAAGAGACAUACUCUUCACUAUUAAAUGGAUU